Messenger RNA from Fusarium redolens, 2010 nucleotides. RefSeq lists its product as uncharacterized. The coding region runs from base 49 to 1986 and encodes 645 amino acids. The record is from RefSeq and is a predicted model, not a curated record. NCBI's taxonomy places the organism in Eukaryota, Fungi, Ascomycota, Sordariomycetes, Hypocreales, Nectriaceae. The transcript has a single exon.
CCACUCGCUCAUUGUGCCGGUUCACAUCCACUCAUUCAAUUCUUCAAAAUGGCCUGGUCAAAGUCAUUCAUUCUUUUGCUUGCUGCUUCAAGCAUCGCUAACGUUCAGGCUGGGCCUUGUAAACCUCGUCGCUCGCCAACUUAUAGUGUACCACCUUACAGUGUGCCUACAUAUCCUGUACCCCAGUCUUCUGCCACCAAGACUGGAACUCUCAUUUCUUCAACUGCCACUGGUAGUUCUACUAGUUCUCAUGGUCCAACUUUGGACUCAAGCACUGCAUCUUCCACUCAUUCCAAGACCUCUACUACUGAGUCUACUAUCUCUAUCAGUACUGGAAAGUCUUCAACAACUUCUCAUGGAUCUUGCAUGAGCACCACAAUUAUACCAUGCAGCACUUCUUCCUUGUCUUCUAUAUACUCUGUCACUACCACAACCAACAGUCACAUCACAAAAUCCAAGGACACUUCAAUCACCACGAAGGAAACCUGUACCACAACAGAGGCCAAAACGUCUACUCUUUCAACAACUAUCAGUGCUUCUAGCACAACCCACCAGACUUAUACUACUACAUCUACUCCAUGUCCCAGCAGCACUCAAACUUCUACACUCUCUAUAACUUCUGGGGCUUCGUCUACAUCACAUACUGAAACUAAAAAUUCUGAGACUACGAGCGUGACCACCGCUUCAUCGACUACAAAAUCUUAUUCAACAACGGAGUCGACUUCUUCGAACUCUCAUAGCAGCUCAGCUACAGUGAGCACCACUGUCACACACGGCACCACAGCUUCUUCAAGCACUACGUCACAAUCUUCUACUCUCAGCUCUACAGAAACUGAAAGUAGGACAACAGAAACAAGCAGUCAAACCUCCAAGACGGAGUCAUCGGAAACAACAUUCCCUUGCACCAGCUCCGAGAAAUCUAAAGCAUCCUCAGCUACAAGUGAGGUUUCUUCCACUACAGGGAGCUCAUCUACAUAUGAGACAUCUAAGACAACAGAAUCUUCGGGAACUACUUCGCCUUGCUCAAUUUCUGAUAUGUCAACGUCAUCUGGAAGCUCUACAGCCUCUACUAGCGGGACUACAACUUCCGAGUCUUCUUUUAUGUCUGAGAGCUCAACUUCUUCGGUGCCUUGCACAUCCUCUACAAUAUCGUCUGAGUCUUUCGCCAGUUCAACAAGCGAGACAAGUAGUUCCGCAGUUUCAACUUCCACCCCCAGCACAACCUCAACAGUAUCAUACGAGACCUCUUCCACUUGGACAUCAAGUGAGACUAGCACUUCUGCUACUUCAACCUCUCAGUCUUCAGGGUCAACUACAUCUGAAGCUUCCUCUACCACCACUCCGUGCGAGACUUCUUCUUCCACUUUAUCCAGCACAACAUCUCAUCCCGGGUCACCUAGCACUACAACACCUUGCGAAACUACCACAACGUCGGAUUCAUCAAUCACAUCUCAUGCGUCAUCGACAUCAUCACCCUGCUCUACUUCCACGAUCAGCUCUGAGUUUUCAUCAAGCUUAUCAACAUCUGCAUCUUCUACCACCCCAUGCACCAUCUCAACCAGCACAUCGCCAACUUCCACUCCAUGCACCACAUCGUCUCCUACAACAUUCUCAAGCACGACAUCCACCAAGUGCUCAACAACCACAUCCCCUCCCCCGCGCCCAACUUGCUUCCGCUACACCAUUCGCAACGACCCGCCCAGCCCCGCAGACUGCGGUCAUACUGGCCAUCGCAACGGCAAGAAAGCAAAAGUUCUUGGGUACGGUGACUCAGACAGUGUCGAGGCGUGUGGAGAGAGCUGCGCUAAGUUUGAUGGGUGCAAGGCUGUUGUUUACGGUUACAGAGAGCAUGACUUGAACCAGCCUUUCUGUGAGUUUGUUGAUGCGGUUCAGGGGCGUGAUGACGAGGAUGAUACACCUUGGCAGUGGUAUGAUUUGUCUUGCUUUAACCCGGACUGUCUGCCUCCGAACGAAUGUGGUUAUUAGGUGCAAGAGCCAUAGAUAAAGCUC